This is a messenger RNA of Botrytis fragariae, 1892 nucleotides long. RefSeq names its product putative pyruvate decarboxylase protein. The transcript is spliced from 3 exons. The coding region runs from base 75 to 1793 and encodes 572 amino acids. Lineage: Eukaryota; Fungi; Ascomycota; Leotiomycetes; Helotiales; Sclerotiniaceae. Gene Ontology annotation, molecular function: thiamine pyrophosphate binding; magnesium ion binding; carboxy-lyase activity. The record is from RefSeq and is a predicted model, not a curated record.
GAACAAGUUAAACAUUUGAACCUCCAUACAUCUCAUAAGUGCUACUUCUAACAACCCCGCCAUUAUCAAUCAACAUGGUGGAUCUCAGGACUGAGUCUCUUAAAUCCCCAGUGGAUAUUGCUGAGUAUCUAUUCACGAGAUUGAAGCAAAUUGGAAUCGACUCUAUUCAUGGCUUGCCAGGAGAUUACAAUUUGGUUGCUCUUGACUACAUCCCUAAACUUGGAUUGAAAUGGGUUGGCAAUUGUAACGAGUUGAAUGCAGGAUAUGCUGCCGAUGGCUAUGCUCGUGUGAAAGGAAUUUCGGCAAUCAUGACUACCUUUGGCGUGGGAGAGCUCUCAGCGAUCAAUGCCAUGGCGGGUGCAUACUCUGAACGAGUCCCUAUUGUCCACAUAGUUGGCACCCCUUCAACAAUUUCGCAAAAGGAUGGCAUGCUUUUGCAUCAUACACUUGGAAACGGAAACUUUAAUGUUUUCGCAGAUAUGUCAAAGGAGAUCUCUUGCGCAAUGGCCAAGAUUAAUGAUCCUAACGAAGCUGCUGCCUUGAUCGAUCAUACGCUGCAGCAAUGCUGGAUUCAUAGCCAGCCGGUCUACAUUACACUGCCAACAGAUAUGGUUCAGAAGAAGGUAGAAGGAGAACGGUUGAAGACACCCAUUGACUUGUCUCUACCCUCAAAUAACCCGGACAAAGAGGAUUACGUCGUUGAUGUAGUUCUCAAGUAUCUUGAGGCCGCGAAAAGCCCUAUCAUCCUCGUUGACGCAUGCGCUAUUAGACACAGAGUCAUCCCAGAGGUGCACGGAUUGAUAGAAAAGACUAGCUUGCCUGUCUUUGUCACUCCAAUGGGCAAGGGUGCCGUCGACGAGACCUCCGAAAAUUAUGGAGGUGUCUACGCGGGAAGUGGUAGUCAGCCAGACGUUAAAAAGCGAGUCGAGUCUUCGGACCUUAUUUUGACGAUUGGAGCCAUCAAGAGUGACUUCAACACCGCCGGAUUCUCCUAUAAGACUUCUCAACUUAACACAAUCGACUUCCACAGCACAACAAUUGUCGUUCGUUAUUCUGAAUACCCAGGCGUUCACAUGCGCGGGGUUUUGCAGAAGAUUAUCAAGAAAAUUGACCUUCAAAAGCUCUCUGCCGUUCCAGGGCCCAAGAUGGAAAACAAGGUUGCCGCAAAUGAAGAUAGCUCAGAUACCAUCACUCAAGCAUGGUUUUGGCCCAGGGCUGGCGAGUUCUUGAAGGAGAACGAUAUUGUCAUUACCGAGACUGGAACAGCCAACUUCGGUAUUUGGGAGACGAAAUUUCCAAAGGGAGUUACAGCUCUCAGCCAGGUAUUGUGGGGUAGUAUUGGGUACUCCGUUGGUGCUUGUCAAGGUGCUGCACUGGCCGCCAGAGAUGCUGGAGAUGACAGGAGAACCAUUUUGUUUGUUGGUGAUGGUAGUUUCCAGCUCACGGCUCAAGAAGUAAGCACAAUGAUCCGCCUUGGAUUGAAACCUAUCAUUUUUGUGAUUUGCAAUGACGGCUACACCAUUGAGAGAUUUAUUCACGGCAUGGAAGCAGAAUACAAUGAUAUUGCGCCCUGGAACAACAAAGAUCUGGUCCCAGCAUUUGGUGCCAAAGAAGGCAAAUACAAGCUUCACCAGAUUAAGACCAAAGACCAAGUCAAUGAGCUUUUUACGAAUAAAGAGUUCAACUCUGCGGACUGUCUGCAGUUUGUGGAAUUGUAUAUUCCAAAGGAGGAUGCUCCAAGAGCAUUGGUCUUGACGGCUGAGGCGAGUGCUAAGAACAACGCGAAGGAGUAAACAAUACUUCGAGCUUCGAAAUCAAAAUUAUUGGGGCAUUGGAGGCGUACGGAUCGGGUACCCGGUUAGGAUAAUGAAAAUAAUGAAAUAAUGGAAUUC